This is a messenger RNA of Cordyceps fumosorosea ARSEF 2679, 813 nucleotides long. RefSeq names its product Heat shock protein DnaJ. Bases 1 to 813 code for a protein of 270 amino acids. Lineage: Eukaryota; Fungi; Ascomycota; Sordariomycetes; Hypocreales; Cordycipitaceae. The record is from RefSeq and is a predicted model, not a curated record. The transcript has a single exon.
AUGCAUUUUUCACAAGCCGUCCGCAAUUCUCAUAAGCUCUUUGCCACCACUCACCAGAGAAGCAACGGCAAGCGCCAGUACUCCGGCUCCGGCCACCACCAACACAACCCUCAGGAAGCGUCACCUCCACGGAUCACCUGGCCGACCGAGCCGCAGCCCACGCCGUACCGAAUCCUCGGUCUCGAAGCCGGCCGGCCUUACGCCAAGGCCAAUUUCAACCGGCUGGUCAAGAUGUACCACCCCGACAUGGGCCGCCACCAUCGCAGCAACAACGACCACGACGCCGUCUCGCCACAGGCGCAACUGCACCGAUAUCUCCUCGUGGUCGCAGCGCACGACCUCCUCAGCGACCCUUCGCGGCGGCGGCGAUACGACCUGCACGGCCUCGGAUGGAUGGCUGGCACCCGGUCCAACGCUGCUGCUGCUGCGGCGGCGACGACGGGCCAGAGGCGACGCGAGGCAGACUGGCGCCAGGAUACGGAACCCUCGCCGCUCCGUCAAGCACCCAUCUACAUGUCCAACCACGCCUUCGCCAUCCUCGCGCUGAUGCUCGCGCUCGGCUACGCGAUCGUGUCGUGCGAGCGCGUGCGGCGGGCGGCGCGGCGGGAGGACGCGCGGCGCACGCACGUGGUCGACGGCGACGCGGUGCGUGCGCUGUACGGCGCGCAGUACCUCGUCCAGGGCCGGUCCAAGGACGAGCGCAUACUGGCGUUUCUGUGUCGGCGGCACGUGGCGGCGGGAGGGGGAGAUGGGGACGGCGUGGGCUUCGUGCCGUUUGAUAAGGACUGGGAGCAGAACAUUUGUCGGCACUAG